This is a messenger RNA of Sinocyclocheilus anshuiensis, 2012 nucleotides long. RefSeq names its product S-adenosylmethionine decarboxylase proenzyme-like. Gene Ontology annotation, biological process: spermidine biosynthetic process; spermine biosynthetic process. The transcript is spliced from 9 exons. The coding region runs from base 225 to 1229 and encodes 334 amino acids. The record is from RefSeq and is a predicted model, not a curated record. Gene Ontology annotation, molecular function: adenosylmethionine decarboxylase activity. Gene Ontology annotation, cellular component: cytosol. NCBI's taxonomy places the organism in Eukaryota, Metazoa, Chordata, Actinopteri, Cypriniformes, Cyprinidae.
GCUGCCAUUCUGUGCUUACACAGUAUGGCCGGAGACAUUAGCUAACAUUUGCCUACGGUAUUCUCUGUAAAAGGGAAGACGGUAAAAGAAAACAAGGCAACUACAUCUGGACUGCUCAAGGACUGUAACUAAGCUAAUAAAUUAUAACAACCAACAAAGGACUAAUUUAACUGGGAUUCCAUCCGACGGUUUAAUUUCUGUUGUUGGGGUCUGUUUGUGUCACGAUGGAAGAGAGCAGUGCACACUUCUUCGAGGGGACCGAGAAGCUCUUGGAGGUGUGGUUCUCCCGAGAAGACGAAAGCAAAGGAACCGGGGAUCUGCGCACUAUCCCCAGAUUUGAGUGGGACAAACUUCUGGAGAAUGUGCAUUGUUUGAUUAUAAGUGUGACGAAGACUGACAAGCGGGAAGCUUAUAUACUCAGUGAGAGUAGCAUGUUUGUCUCCAAGAGACGUUUCAUUUUGAAGACAUGCGGAAGCACCCUCUUACUGCAGGCACUGGUGCCACUGCUGGAGCUGGCUCGUGAGUACUGCGGCUUUGAUGCCAUCGAGAAUUUCUUCUAUUCUCGUAAAAAUUUUAUGAAGCCCACCCAUCAAGAGUUCCCUCACCGCAACUUCCAGGAGGAAGUCGAGUUCCUCAGCCAGAUUUUUCCAAAUGGAGCAGCCUACUGUAUGGGACGUCUGAACUCAGACUGCUGGUAUUUGUUUACGCUGGAGCUGCCAGAAUACUGGGAGAAUAAGCAGGCGGACCAGACACUAGAAGUUCUGAUGAGUGACCUCGACCCGGCUGUGAUGGACCAGUUCUUCAUGAAAGACGGUGUUUCUGCUAAUGAUGUCACUCGUAUGAGUGGAAUUCGUGACCUGAUUCCAGGUUCAGUGAUUGAUGCCACAAUGUUCAACCCUUGUGGAUACUCCAUGAAUGGAAUGAAAACGGAUGGAACUUACUGGACGAUUCACAUCACCCCCGAACCGGAGUUCUCCUAUGUCAGCUUUGAAACCAACCUCUCCCAGACGUCUUACGACGAGCUUAUCCACAAAGUCGUGGAUGUCUUCAAACCAGGGAAAUUUGUGACAACGCUUUUCGUCAAUCAGAGCUCCAAAUGUCGCAGCGUUUUCACUUCGGCUCAGAAGCUGGAGGGUUACCGCCUCCUGGACCGCCAGUCGGCGCACUUCAACGACUACAACUUCGUCUUCACCAGUUACGCCAAGAGCCGCCAGCAGAAGCAGAGCUGAACCUCCGAAAUGAAGAAGCGUAAAAAGAAAUCGUGCGGCUGGCGGCAUUUGUGCGUGGAGUCUUCUGGCUGUAGAUCUUCCCCGAGUUUAACGUUUAUGCAUACCUGUACCUGUGACGUAGAUAUCGUGCAUGAAAGCUCUUCUCGUGUCUCUGUAGAUAUUCUAGCCCAUUCUUGCUGUGAUCUUGAAGUGCAUGUAGAGCUCUUGAACGUGGAUGUGAGGCAUGUCACACCAUCAUCCCAGUACAUGCAAUGCUCCCUUCCCUUCCUGCAAGUGUCCCCUCGCAUCCCCCACAGACAGGGUUUCCGACCUCACUAGACAAGGACCCUGACACGCUCAGAUCUGUCUUGCCUCCCGACCAAUCCAAAAGCAACGUCUUUUUAUCGGUUUAUCGGUUUGCGAAAAAGGGGUUUUUGGGGGGGGGGUUCCAUUUACAUUGCAUUUUCUCUUGACUUAAAUACACGUGACGUUGGUUAUUUAAAUUGCAGCUCAUUUUCAAUGUAUGUGUUCAGCUCAACUGUGUAUAGCUAGCUAACUUUUCUGUGACUGUGAAGAUGUCCUGAAGACAAACCUGAAGUAUUCCUCGUCCGUCUUCUUUUCUUUAACCCUGCAGACGGCUGUCUUUAUCCGGUGUGCUAGAGAAGUGAAUGUGAGUAGCUUAACCGUCACCUUCAAUGUCGAGAGCCUGCUCUGCUUUUAGAGACUCUCGUCUCUCGUUUGAGUAAUACGCUCGUUAGAUGGUUAGCAUUAAGUGGAACUUCGAUCAGGUAGCUAAUAUUUCCA